AUGUCUCAUUUACCACCGAAACCCGACUUUGGAAGUGGCUCUCCAGGAAAAUACCCGCCUGACUACCGACAUUACGCACGUCCGCCUCCGGCAGACCGCUACCGCCCCGAACGAGACGUCUAUCCUCCUCGAUCGCCACCACCUCGCUCCCGCUAUGCCAGCGAUUCCUACGUGGCGGCGCGUCACGUCGACAGCUAUAGGGCACCACGGCCCCCUGUAGACUCCUACGUCGCAUCAUCGUACGAGCGGAGGGAAGACGACAGGUAUGUUGAGUACUGGGAGCGCGAGCGGGACUGGCGUGCGCGAGAUUUGCCUUCUCACGACGCGCGGCGAGUAGCAUGGGAGAGGGAGCAUGAUCGCCUGAGGCGGUGGGAGACGCGUGGUGCGUACGAGCGCGAGCGGAGAGAGUACAGUCCCCCGCGCUAUCACGACUAUCGAGAAGAGGGCUGGCGACAUGCACGAGAGAGACCGCGUGAGGAGUUCACAGAGCGAGUGUGGAUUCCACGUAAAUCCAAGUCACCUCCUCGACGCAUAGGCCGCCCUCGACGUUCAGCUUCGCCUGCCUCCGCGCGUGGUCGUUCACCAAGAUCGAUGUCGCCGAGAGCACGACCGCGCAGUCCUCAAGCUCGAUGGCACAGCAGACCACCGAGCUCUGGGCCGUCUGCCUGGCACGGACAGUCUCGCGCGACGUCUCCUGCGCCGGAAGUGAAGCUGGGAAACCACUCAAAAUCUGCGAGUCCUCGUCGCUCAGAACGUGACAUAAAAUCUGGGGUCGUCACUCCUCGUAACGCUUCGCCUACCCGUGGUGGCCGUAGUCGCAAGAACAGCAGAAGCAGAAGCGCGGAGAGAGGUAGGAGUAGGAGUGCCGGCAGACGAAGUCCCUCCAUUAAGCAGGAAGCUCAUCUUUCCCACUCUUUAUCACCGCCGUCCCACACCAACAGUCCUGUGCACACUGUUUCGCGAAGGGCCUCCCCUAUCCCUCAGACUCCCCGCCGUAAAAGCCCAGUGUUUUCUCCUGCCAGCCCGGAGAGGAAGUCGAUCAUUCCAUCUCCAUAUCCUGUGAAGCCCGAGACCAUGGAGGGACCCACUUCUACGCCAUGGCCGUCACGCGCAGAAGAGAAAGGAAAGAUGCGACAAAAAAUGGAGCUUCUCAACACCGACGAUGAUGUCAAGAUGCAGGACCUCCUAUCACCCUUCACAGAAGCUGGUUCGUCACCUAUGAAGCCAGAACACAGAGAAGUGAGUGCAUCUCCUGCGAUACCCAGGGAAGCUAGAGACGCUGUCCCGUCACCCACGAAGCCGAGACGCGAAGACGAUGGGCCUCCGCCAAGACGAAGGCGUUCACGCUCUCCGCCUGCAGGACCGCGCAAUUACGUGAAGACGCCUCCCACACCUUCAUCCCCGCAUCCGAUCCACGGGCUACCUCCCAGGCCGAGCUGGUCUCGUCGCGGUCCUGGGCAUCCCGGAACGAUGCUCUGCCCGGGGCAAGGAGGGUACGCUGCGGAGCCGCAGUCAGCACCGCCUUCCGCGCCCCCAUCGAAGCCGAGAAGGAGCUUCAAAGCAAAGCUCGAGGAAGAGACCCGGAACGUUCAUGCCGAGGGCGUUCGACUCGCUGCGGAGUAUGAGGCCCAUUCUAAGGCGGUGAAGAGGGCUUUGCACGAGUUGGAGAUGGCAAGCAUGGACUUGGAGCUCGCAGAGCGACGUCGGGCGGUCGCCGAUGCGCAGCUGGAGAAGGCGCGUAUUGGACAACUUGGCAUUGAAUAUCAUCCUCGCCCCCAGGAACAGAACACCGCCUCGGCUUGA
This is a messenger RNA of Laetiporus sulphureus 93-53, 1803 nucleotides long. RefSeq lists its product as uncharacterized. The record is from RefSeq and is a predicted model, not a curated record. Bases 1 to 1803 code for a protein of 600 amino acids. The transcript has 3 exons. NCBI's taxonomy places the organism in Eukaryota, Fungi, Basidiomycota, Agaricomycetes, Polyporales, Laetiporaceae.